Messenger RNA from Pseudophryne corroboree (corroboree frog), 1666 nucleotides. It is a transcript of the gene RP9, whose product is annotated as RP9 pre-mRNA splicing factor. The record is from RefSeq and is a predicted model, not a curated record. Bases 172 to 855 code for a protein of 227 amino acids. The transcript has 7 exons. Gene Ontology annotation, biological process: RNA splicing. NCBI's taxonomy places the organism in Eukaryota, Metazoa, Chordata, Amphibia, Anura, Myobatrachidae.
UUUUCUUACGUGUCUAACUAACUGCAGCCAUAUUAAUGACGCCAAACACCAGAGGUUAUAUGGAUUUAUUGUCUUCGAGAAAAUGGCCGCUGCCAUACAUCUCCUAAUAUAGCAUAAACGACACGUCUGUCACGGCUAGAGGUGAUGUGAGUGGUAUCUUAGAAGAUAGAGAUGUCUCAUAGAGAGAGACCAGAGAAAUCUCAGGAGAGGCACAGACAUCACAAGAGGGAUGAGGAGAAUACUUUGAGUCCAAGUGGUGGCAGCAGUAGCCAUCAUCAUGGGAAAGAUCACAGCGAUAGGAAGAGAAGAAGAAGCAGCAGCAGUGGUAGUAAUCCUACUACACAGGAAAUACAGAAGAUCAAACAUGUUGAGAUCUUUUAUGAGAAACCGCCCCCGGGAUUAAUUAAGGAAGAUGAGCCAAAACCAGAAGACUGUAUACCAGAUUUGCCUGGGAAUGAGCAUGCCAGAGAUUUUCUUGCCCAUGCUCCAACAAGGGGACUGUGGAUGCCCUUGGGAAAGGAAGUGAAGGUUAUGCAAUGUUGGAGAUGUAAGCAGUAUGGUCACAGAACUGGUGACCGUGAGUGCCCCUACUUUAUAAAAGGCAAUCAUAAGAUUGAGCAGUUCAGAGUGGCUCAUGAAGACCCAAUGUAUGGCCUCAUAAAACAGAACGAGAUUCAAGAAAAACAAAUGAGGAUUGAACAACUGAAAAAACUUCUUGAAGACUCAACAUCUGAAGACAGCAGCGACAGCUCACAUGAUUCCAGAGGAAAGCACAAGAAAAAGAAAAAGAAGAAAGACAAAAAGAAGAAGAAAAAAAAGCGCAAAUCUUCCCACAGAAACUCUGCUUCUGAUUAAGCACCAGUAAAGGAAGCUUGCAGUGUAAAUAAUCUUCUAGAUAAAGCAUUAUGUUGUCUUAAUACAUCGAGAAGAGGCCAUUAGUGCUGUUGCCAGCAGAUUAAGCUAAAAUAUUAUGAAAGUAAACAGGCCUAAAAGUUGCUGGUACAUGUGGUACGUUUAAUGACAUCACUAUUUCAGUAAUAUUUUGUUUCGUGACCAUAUCUGUGUCCAGCAGAAUUUAAGAUCAUUUUACCUCCGAAAGACUUAGAGUCCUUGCUAAGUAGGUUAGUCCUUGUAGGAACACGCCAAUGAUGGGCAAUUGUUUUUAACCAUCGGUAGAAAACCAUCAAAGGCUGGAUGCUGCGGAUGUACACAACAAAGCCGCGCAUGCCCAAACCAGAGACAUCAGACCUCCGCCACUAAUGUGCAGCAUCGCACCUACGACAUCGAUGGUAAAACCAUCAAAUGAAAACUGUCAAUGGUCGAAGGCCAUCCCUAAUGCUCUGUUCUAAAUACUUUAAGCAUUACAAGUGUGAUUUAAAUGUAUUUGUAACUUUGUAAAAUUUUUAAAAUACUGUUUUUGUGUCUUGGAACCUUAUACAAAUUUAUGUUCCAAAAAUUAGACACUUUCCUUUGCUAUUUUGUUUAUUUGAAGUCUAAUGUAUUUAUUUUAUUCUAUAAAACAGUAUUGUGAACAGUUUCAACAUUGUUUUUAGAAAGUUACCUUUGCAGGACCACACUCUUGUUAUGUAGCACAACUAGUACAGACUUUUUUCACCCUCAGAUCAAUAAUGUUUAUGAAGGCAGAAUAAAAUCCUCCAAUUGGGUA